AUGAGCUCACCUUCGGGUGCCACCGAAGAGCAGCCUGGGACUCAGCAGACAAUCAUCAGCAGCACAGACACACAAAGCCUGCUGUCCGUCACCCUGGGAUCUACGGAGACAAGCGGAGUGCCCCUGUCGGCCAUGAAGCUGAUGAACGGGGUUGGGGGAGGCAGCGCGGGAGGGUCCGGAGGAGGGGAGAAGACGGCUUUCUCCUUCAAGAAGUGCUCGGCUUUUCAGUUCGUCAAGAGGAAGGUGCGGAGAUGGAUGCGGAACCCCAAAGUGAGCGUGGAGAAGGCCCAGGGGAAAGGCCUACUGUACCCCUGUUCUCGGUGCCCUCUGUCGGAUGAGCUCUGGUACACCCACUUCCCCUCUCCCUAUGGGUGCUGCCACAACUCUGGUCUGCAGGGGGGCCUCUACUAUCACCCCGAUCCCACCUGCCACUGCACCACCAGCUCCCAGACCUGCUCGGACAAGAGCAAGGGCUGCAAGGUGAGAAAGUGGAAGAUGCUGUCGCGUCACCACUCGGACAAGCAGAGGGAGAUGGAGGUGGACAUGGGGGGCUGUCAGGCCUGGGGGGUCCACAGCCCCCAGCUCCUGGCCUCUCCUGUGAUGAUGGAAUGUUCCAUCUGCAGUGGGCCGUACAUCUCCUACGCUCUGGAGGACAGUUGGCAGCCGCGGCAGCGCACACAGGCAAUGGACCUGUAUUACCACAAUGACUCAGAGCCAGACAACUACUGUUGCCCCAGCGACAACAUUUGUUGGUUCUCUGAAAGCACCGUCUUCUCGCUGUUGCUCACGUUGCCAAGUCCACAGGUGCACACUGCUAAUUGGUAG
Knipowitschia caucasica is the source of this 825-nucleotide messenger RNA. The record is from the annotation of a GenBank genome assembly. NCBI's taxonomy places the organism in Eukaryota, Metazoa, Chordata, Actinopteri, Gobiiformes, Gobiidae.